This is a messenger RNA of Eremothecium sinecaudum, 900 nucleotides long. RefSeq names its product HBR059Wp. NCBI's taxonomy places the organism in Eukaryota, Fungi, Ascomycota, Saccharomycetes, Saccharomycetales, Saccharomycetaceae. The transcript has a single exon. Bases 1 to 900 code for a protein of 299 amino acids. Gene Ontology annotation, molecular function: metal ion binding; mRNA binding. The record is from RefSeq and is a predicted model, not a curated record.
AUGGAAUUAAAUUUUGUUACCCCCCGACAUGAUACGGUUAGGAUAGGUCUUGUUAAACACACAGGAAUAGUGGGCCGUACCAUAACAGAGAAACAAAGUGACCAGACGGAUUAUUCGCAGAUGUCAUCAUCACCAAGUAAUACUCAGAUAUCAGUGUUUUCUAAUGGUUAUGAAGAUUAUGAUGCCCGUAUUAGAGAGAUUGAAGCGUACUAUAUAAAGACCUUGUUGUCCGAUGACUAUGGUUCUGAGGCGGUAACGAGUGAGGAAAGCUUGUCGGUGACGAAGCCAACACUACAAAAUGAAUUUUUGGGUAUGCAAAGAUCAUGGUCUCAGGUUAAUAAUGAAAUCCAGCCAUUUAGUCAGGGGUUGGCUUCAUCUGUUUCUAAUUUUGAAGUCGAGAUAAAUCCGCAAUAUCGGCCUUUGAACGGUAUUUUACCGCUUACAACAGAAAACCUGGAAAGUUUGCAGAGACCAGUAACGAAAGAUGUUACACCUCCACCAAAGAAGCAUGCGCAUCAACCCCAAGAGAAAAUUAAUAAGGUUCUUUAUAAAACCGAGCUUUGUGAAUCAUUCUCGACUACCGGUUUCUGCAAAUAUAACGAAAAAUGCCAAUUUGCUCAUGGUUUACAGGAACUGAAAUUCAAAGAGCGAUCUAAUAAGUUCAGGACCCGGCCUUGUUUAAACUGGAUGAAGACCGGCUAUUGUAGAUAUGGCGCACGUUGUUGCUUUAAACACGGUAAUGAUAAUGACAUCAAAAUUUACUUGGAAGCAGGCCUGAUCAAGUUAAAUGGUGACAAAGCCGUAGCGGCAGAAGCUGGAAAUGCUGGAAAUGCUGGAAAUGCUGGCAAGAAGCGGAACUUGCAUGCCAAUGUGAAUAUUUUACAGAAAAUGGCAUGGUAA